Messenger RNA from Fragaria vesca subsp. vesca, 1398 nucleotides. RefSeq names its product transcription factor bHLH91-like. Bases 1 to 1398 code for a protein of 465 amino acids. Gene Ontology annotation, biological process: anther wall tapetum development; regulation of DNA-templated transcription. The record is from RefSeq and is a predicted model, not a curated record. NCBI's taxonomy places the organism in Eukaryota, Viridiplantae, Streptophyta, Magnoliopsida, Rosales, Rosaceae. The transcript is spliced from 3 exons. Gene Ontology annotation, molecular function: protein dimerization activity.
AUGUACGUCGACAGUAGUACAGCAGCUGCAGGUGCCUGCAACUUUGAUCCCAAUACUGACACUAACCCCAUGUCAGAGUCAGCCCCAGAAGUUGUCCUCCACCACCAGAACAACCCCACCACCUUUGCUUCCACUCAUGACGAAAACUUGAGGAGCCUCUCCAUGGAAGAAGAGCUCUCUAACUACCACCACAACCACAACGCCGCCAUGGAAAUCGAGCAGCAGCUUCAGACUGAAAUGGGUUUCGGCACCAUGGACCAAAACACUAACAACACCAACCCUCAUUUGAUCAAUCCCUUUGACACCCACCAAGCCACAAACUGGGACAACAACGAUGAAAUGCAACAGCAACAACAAUUGCCACCAGUAGCCCCAACACCUGACCUACUCAGCCUUUUCCACUUGCCCAACUCUUCUGUGCUCCCACACUCCUCCAUUACCUUCACCAACCCCAAGACCCCGGGAGGCUGUUUCCCGGGGUCUUUCGGGUACGAGACUCUGCCCGAGACCCCGUCUGGGGCAGUGGCCUCUAAUUCGGUCAUGUAUGACCCAAUGUUCCACCUGAACCAGCUUCCUCCGCAGCCUCAGCCGCCGCUGUUCAGGGAGCUGCUGCAGUCACUGCCACAUGGGUACAAGAGAAACGGGUCGAGUUUGUUUAGCAAUGGUGGGGAUGAGGUAGACGAUGGGAGCAGGCAGUUGUUUGAGAAUGGGGUGUUGGAGUUUUCUAAGGAGAUGAAGCCAUUUGGAAGAGGAAGAGGUGGGAAUAAAGGGACCAAGCACUUUGCUACUGAGCGCCAAAGGAGAGUCCAGCUCAAUGACAAGUUUUCUGCUUUGAGGGAAUUGGUUCCAAACCCAACCAAGCCUGAUCGAGCAUCUGUAGUGGGAGAUGCCAUUGAUUACAUACAGGAGCUCAAAAGGACUGUGAGUGAGCUGAAGCUGCUGGUGGAGAAGAAAAGGUGUGGGAGAGAGAGGAGCAAGAGGCACAAGACUGAGCAGGACAUAGGUGCCAGAGACGACGAUGAGAGCUGUAACAUGAAGCCUCUUGGUGACCCUGAUCAUGACCACUCCUACAACAAUGGGUCUCUGAGGAGCUCAUGGCUUCAAAGGAAGUCCAAAGACACUGAGGUAGACGUCCGAAUCAUUGAUGAUGAAGUCACCAUCAAACUGGUCCAGAGGAAGAAGAUCAAUCUGUUGCUAUCUGUGUCCAAGCUUCUUGAUGAGUUGCAGCUUGAACUUCAUCAUGCUGCUGGGGGACACAUUGGGAAUUCAUACAGCUUCUUGUUCAACACCAAGAUGUAUGAAGGGUCUUCUUUGUAUGCAAGUGCUAUUGCCAACAAGCUCAUUGAUACUGUGGAUAGACAAUAUGCAGCAGCAAUUCCACCUACCAAUAGUUAUUAG